Prunus dulcis (almond) is the source of this 1717-nucleotide messenger RNA. RefSeq lists its product as uncharacterized. The coding region runs from base 661 to 1509 and encodes 282 amino acids. The transcript has 2 exons. The record is from RefSeq and is a predicted model, not a curated record. NCBI's taxonomy places the organism in Eukaryota, Viridiplantae, Streptophyta, Magnoliopsida, Rosales, Rosaceae. Gene Ontology annotation, molecular function: nucleic acid binding; zinc ion binding.
CCCUCCACCCCAAACCCCCCCGAUUUCUUACCCCCCUGCCCGACCCCAAAAUCCGGUCCCCCACCCACUGGUGGCGCCCUCCUCAGUAGAGAAUCUGCAGAUCUCCUUCUCUAUCUUCUCUCUCUCUCUCUCUCUCUCUCUCUCUCUCUCUCUCUGUGUUUGUGUGGAAGCAGAGCAGAAACCACAACAGCAAUCCAAUCUUCUCAACUCUCAAAUCAAACUCAGGUAUGUACUUCUAAUAACUGCUUUAACUUGUUAUGUUCUAAUUGAAUCCAAAAACCAAAAUACAUAUUCUAGGAACUUUCCGACUUGAUUCCGUCUUUGUCUGACCUCCGAUCGCCCUGAUUCUUAAACCAAAGCGUUCGUCUCAUUCCCUUCUACCUAUCCCGACCAAGACCCAGCCCAGACAGUGGCUGUGCAAGGCGAAUACUUGAUCGAAAGUCAAUACUUUGCCACAGUUCCCGUUCCUGUUUGAGCAGCUUUCCUGCCGUUUACGGCCACCGUUCGUUGGGUUUCGUUGCUCUCCUUGCAAGGAACAUUUUUCGUGCUGACGCCAUCUCCAUUGUAUUACCGUGGAAGCCGGAUCGACACCGUGAAGAUCGGCCCUCGAGCCGCGACUUUCCGACGGCUUUUCCGGUCGCUUCCAGUAAUUUUUUAGAUAUGGAACCUGAACCUAUUGUACCAACUAUUACGGGACAUGCCGACUCAUCCAGACUUGUUGAGUUGGUCAGGGAACUGAGAGAACUGGGUGCAAAACCUUUUUAUGGAACUAGGAGCUACAUGAGAGCUGAUGAGUGGUUUGGUAAUAUAGAGAACUUGUUCGAAAUAAUGGAGUGCUCUGAGGUUGAAAAGAAAGAGUUGGCUGUUUUUCUCUUGCAAGGGAAAGCUCGAUAUUGGUGGGCUGAAGUUAAGAGAGCUGAAGACGUAUCACUGAUGGACUGGGAAGGGUUCAAGACGGUUUUCUAUGCCAAGUAUUUUCCUGGGAAAGAUAGGCUGGAGGCUUCUUUCUUGAGUCUUGAGCAGGGCUCUAUGUCUGUGGGUGACUAUGAGGCUAAAUUUUCGAGGUUGCUUCAUUUCGCACAACCAAUGACUGAGGUGCAGAAAGCACGAAAGUUUGAGUUGGGAUUGGUUGAUGACAUUAGAAGCUCAGUGGUUAACUUGAGACUCCAAACCUUGACUGAAGUGGUAGACUGUGCCAUCGCAGUUGAGAGGACUAUUGAGCUGUACAUACAACACCAAAACAGACAAAGAGAUUACAGAGGAAAAGGGAAGGCGUUAGCUCAAUGUAUGUGUGCCUCAGGUGAACAUGGUGGAACUGGAAAGAGGCAGAGAACGGGGAAUCAAAAAGAAGGCCGAGCAGCUAUGCAUGCUCAACAGACAAGAACAAGUGAGUGUUACAACUGUAGUGAGGUCGGACAUUUGUGUAGGGAUUGUCCAAAACCGAAGGCCCACUGUUGUUUCAAAUGCAAGCAGCCGGGGCAUUUGGCUAAACAUUGCACUCGGGGGUAGACUUGAGUGUUUGUUGGAUGGCAGAGGACAGACUGAAGUGGAAGUUAUGUAAAUCUUUUUGCUACCGUUAUAUAAGUGCUGUUUGAUACAUGAGGAUCAUGUUCAUUCAUAUCUCAGUUUUAUGUGCGAGUGUUUGAAUCAACUCUAUGGUGUUUUUGUGCUUGCGAAAGUGUGCUUGUAAAUCUUUUAGUAAAUUCGCUCUUGGAAA